This is a messenger RNA of Myotis myotis, 948 nucleotides long. Its product is annotated as olfactory receptor 6C2-like. Gene Ontology annotation, molecular function: olfactory receptor activity; G protein-coupled receptor activity. Gene Ontology annotation, biological process: G protein-coupled receptor signaling pathway. The record is from RefSeq and is a predicted model, not a curated record. The transcript has a single exon. Gene Ontology annotation, cellular component: membrane. NCBI's taxonomy places the organism in Eukaryota, Metazoa, Chordata, Mammalia, Chiroptera, Vespertilionidae. Bases 1 to 948 code for a protein of 315 amino acids.
AUGAUGAGAAACGGUACAGUGACAACAUUCAUUCUGCUGGGACUGACAGAUGACCCUCGGCUACAGGUUCUGAUUUUUAUCUUUCUAUUUCUCACCUACACCCUGAGUGUAACUGGAAACCUGACCAUCAUCACACUAACCUCUGUGGAUUCUCACCUAAAAACACCUAUGUACUUCUUCUUAAAAAAUUUCUCCUUUCUGGAGAUCGCAUUCACAUCUGCCUGUAUUCCCAGGUACAUGUAUAGUAUUGCAGCAGGUGACAAGGUCAUUACCUACAACGAUUGUUUCAUCCAAGUGUUUUUUACUGACCUCUGUGGAGUAACAGAAUUUUUCCUUCUGGCGGCCAUGUCCUAUGACCGCUAUGUGGCCAUCUGCAAACCCCUGCAUUAUACGACCAUCAUGAGCACCAAGGUCUGCCAGACUCUUGUCAUUAGCAGUUGGGUGUCUGGUUUAUGUAUCAUAGUCCCACCACUUAGCCUGGGUUUAACUCUAAAAUUUUGUGACUCUAACAGGCUUGAUCAUUUUACCUGUGAUGCAUUUCCCUUAGUGAAAAUCUCAUGCUCAGACACAUGGCUCAUCGAACAGACAGUCAUAAUCUGUGCUGUCCUGACCUUGAAUAUCACUCUCACUUGUGUUGUUCUGUCAUAUGCUUCCAUUAUCAAGACAAUUUUGAAAUUCUCUUCUGUUCAGCAAAGGAAAAAGGCCUUUUCCACCUGUUCUUCCCACAUGAUUGUGGUUUCCAUCACCUAUGGCACAUGCAUUUUCAUCUAUAUGAAUCCUACAGCAAAGGAGCAAGUGACCAUUAAUAAAGUAGUUUCGCUGCUCAUUUCUUCUGUUUCACCUAUGUUAAACCCAUUUAUUUAUACACUGAGAAACAAUCAAGUUAAGAAAGCCUUCAAGGAUUCCAUCAAAAGAAUUGUUUUACUCUCUUCUAAUAAAAGGAAAUAA